Pleurotus ostreatus (oyster mushroom) is the source of this 1545-nucleotide messenger RNA. RefSeq lists its product as uncharacterized. The record is from RefSeq and is a predicted model, not a curated record. The transcript is spliced from 5 exons. The coding region runs from base 1 to 1545 and encodes 514 amino acids. Gene Ontology annotation, cellular component: CCR4-NOT complex. NCBI's taxonomy places the organism in Eukaryota, Fungi, Basidiomycota, Agaricomycetes, Agaricales, Pleurotaceae.
AUGAGCACACUAACAUCCCCGAGUCCCGCAACCUCUGUGGAUUUCGGGCAAAGGAGAAGCUUUGCUAGCUACAAUCCCGGAGGCAAGGCUGCCCUGGCAAUGGCCUCCUUCUCAGGCCCGCCAGAUAUCGUCAGGGCCUCAGUUUCCCAUCUGAUGUCUCGAACUCUAUCUCUGCCCUGCUCGACCGCCGCUCAAGCUUUCUCCCAAUUAAUACAACCCACGAUGAGGUUCCAAGUCGCCUUAGACGCGCUGUUACCCCUUCUCGAAUCUAGCUCAUCCUCGGCCGGACAGUUCCCCAGCAAUGAACUUGCUCAACGUAUAUUAGCAGCCUAUAUCCUGUAUUCCCUCUAUGCGCCUUAUCCGAUAUCUAUUAAUCCGUUCAAGACUGCCUUGUUUGCGACCUUUGUCAAGGAGAGGCGAUCGUCUAUCGUGGACGCGUCAACGACGGGGCCGAACGAGCAGCUAGUUUGGGUUCUGUGGAAGAUUCUGAAGGGAGAUGGCAAUGAUAUCGCACCUUACUCUCCGAGCACGCUGGCGCGUUCUCCCCUACCGCCGAAGCUUCGAGCAGCCCAUCUGAUGUUGUCAGAAGAUGAGCUCUCGGAUGCAUCACCGGUCUCGAGGUCACUCGUGCAACCGGACCUAACGAAUGAAACCCAAUCCCAUAAGGAGUCACUUGUUCGCGCUAUGUCCCUGCUACUGGCGGCGAGAGAAAGAGUACUAACUCUCUCAGAGCAGAAGGUUCUGAAUCCAUUGCUUCCGGCUCUUCUUUCUGCACCGGCUGAUAAUCUUACGAACUCUCAUAAUGACACGGACACGCGAGCUACUAAUGGCGGAGGCAUCUUCCUGACAUCCCUCGAUAUCGCUCCUAUCGUCUAUAAUAACCUGAAUAUCGCUUACUCGAUCAUCGUUUCCUUGCUUUCUGAUCCCCCUCCUUCCCGCGUCGUGGUUUCUGAUGCCACAUUUCCACCCUCCACAAGCACCAACGAAGCGGGAUCACCUUUGGGGGAAGCUUCCAUCGGGGAGAUGCUGGCCAAUUUCGGCACUCAACCCACACGAGAUGUCGAUCUCAGUCGAACUCGGUUCCUCGACGUCCUUGUUACGCUUCCUCCGACUUUCCCAUCCUUCGACCUCAUGGGCCGGCUUCUCAGAGAUCCCACCGUGAUUCCAAGCCCUUCCUCUGGCCCUGGGAUACAUAGCGAUUCGAAUGGCCCGGUUCCAAAGACCACUGUGGCAGACUUGAUCCGCAACGAUUACCUUGGGCCAUUUGUCCACUCUUGCAUCGAAUAUCUGGACGAAGCCGAGCGUGAAGAGAGGGAAGAAGGGAGUAGCGAAGACAAAUGGGCUGUAGGCGUUCGUCAUCUCUGCCGAUUUUAUCAUUCACUCAUCAAACUCUCCCUUGUCGACCCCACAUCAGACGCUGAUUCCGCUGAAAUGGCCCACUUCAGUCUCCGAAAUGCCAAGUUUGAGGAGGCCAUGGCGCUUUAUAAGGUCUUCGCCAACGCCAACUCAGAUCGAAUGGCCUAUCCUACUCCAGGUGGUUUUUAG